Messenger RNA from Thunnus maccoyii (southern bluefin tuna), 1314 nucleotides. Its product is annotated as acylphosphatase-2-like. The transcript is spliced from 5 exons. The coding region runs from base 684 to 998 and encodes 104 amino acids. The record is from RefSeq and is a predicted model, not a curated record. Gene Ontology annotation, molecular function: acylphosphatase activity. NCBI's taxonomy places the organism in Eukaryota, Metazoa, Chordata, Actinopteri, Scombriformes, Scombridae.
GGAAAGAGGAAGAAUAAAACAGUCAGUUUAGUUUUAUUUUCUUAUAUUUUAAUUUACAGGUUAUGACUCAUCUUAUAUCAAACGUCACUUAAAGAACAUCAGUGCUCAGGAUAAAAGUUUAUACUUAAAAUAAACAAAACUUGAGGAAAAAACAAUCUCAACCUCCUACGAAUGGGGAGAAAGAUCAUUUCUAUGAGCGUCUUUAGUUACGAUGCUUUUAGGAAACAUUUCUUCAGCUUAAGAACGAUUCUUAAAUGGAUUUCUCCAUCAUGUUAUCAGCCUCAAGAUGCUUCUGGGAAACACAGCUGCUAGAUAUUUAUAACUUUCCUCACCAGCCAGUUUCUAACUAACUUCUGCAGAAACACAAACCAGGAAGUAAUAACAAUAGAGAAUAAUUACUCUCAAAAGAGUCAAGAUAGUUUCCCGACCGUUUGAAAAGGUUGCUAAUCAGUAUUUUAAAGAGACAGUUGGGCUGGUAUAAUAGAUAACAAUCACAAGACAAACAUGAACCAACAGGUUUCAGUUCCUGGUAACAGUUAGUUCACCAUCAUCACGCUUGUUUUCUUUUCUUGCUGUUUGCACAAGGAUUCACUUCAGCUGUGAGACGUUCGGGUGUCACCGUGUUUACGGGACAGGUGAUACGUUCAGGUCUGAGUGCAGAAGGACACGGUGUUGCAGCAGAAAUGAUGUCUGCAGGUGAAUCAGCAGGAAGCAAACUGCAGUCGGUGGACUUUGAAAUCUUCGGUCAUGUUCAGGGAGUCUGUUUCAGAAUGUACACAGAGAAGGAGGGUCUGCGACUCGGUCUGGUCGGCUGGGUGAAGAACACCUACAGUGGGACGGUGGUGGGACAGGUCCAGGGUCCUGCUGACAUGGUGGAGGAGAUGAAAGUGUGGCUGAGUAAAGAAGGAAGUCCGAGCAGCCGGAUCACCAGAGCCUCCUUCACCAACCAGAGAACCAUCGACAAGCUGGAGCUCUCCGGCUUCAAGACUCGCUUCUGACCAACUAAUCAAACGUACCCUGACGAGAUUCCCUUUCUGUGUGAGGGCAGCAACACUCACAGCUGCUUCUAGUGUUCAGAACUGUUAAAUAGCUACCUGUAAUGAUUUACGAAUGAAGACUGUUGAAUGAUAUACUGGAGUUUCUUUGUUUGUAGAAAGACUCGGGUUUGAGUCCAGUCACUUUGUGUAAGAUAAGAGUGGAGUUUCCCUGUUGUUCUGUCAGAUUUUUAAAAAGGAAAAAGCUCGAUGUUAUGUGUCAGUACAUGUUUGUGCACAGAAAUAAUACACUAAUAAAAAUGGUGCAGUCUGUGUGUCA